AUGAAGCCACGGAUAUGGCCUCUGGCAUUUCUCCUUCUCUCGGCCGGAGCUGGCGGUGUUGGCGCUGCGUCCCUCCCGGCCAACGACCUCUUCGCACGAGCGGACCAGUGCGUGAUAUGCGCCGGCACCAACGCCGUGGAUCUGCUCUGCUGCCCCUCCAAACAGUUCUGCAACAUGCUGGCCGCCAACACGACGGUGCUCUGCUGCGAUACGCCCAACGGCUGUGAGAAUAUCAAGCUCAUACCGUGCGAUAUCAACGUACAGAACCCAAAGACGAAUCCCAGCGCCCAGGUAAAGACGACUGCCUUGAACGGCGUCCUGGAACGGUGCGGCAAGCAGUGCUGCCCCUUUGGGUAUUCCUGCAACGUCGAGGAUGGCGAGAGCUACUGCAAGCGGAAUGCAGACCAGAAUGCGGCUCCCAUUCAGACAACGCCAUCGUCAUCGACUGCCCAGCCCACCAGCUCAACCACCAAUUCGGGUACAAGCCCGAGCAGCACCUCGACAGACCCUUCCCGAGCGACCGUGUCACCCGUGGUCGACCAGGGGAGCAGCUCGCCUUCCACCGCCUCCAUCAUCGGCGGCGUGGUAGGCGGCAUCCUCGGGCUCGCUUUCGUCGGCAUCGUCGCGUGCAUCUGCCUGGGCCGGCGGCGGCGGAAGAAGCGGGAGCACAUGGACGCGCUCAAGUUCCACCGCUCCACCUCGUCCUUUGGCAACAUCAUCGCCAACCCCAUCAUCAGCAAGCCCAUCGUCGACGACAGCUCGACCAUGCGCACCGACUUCAACCGCAAGUCGCUCGGCAACACGCCCGGCAACACGCCCGGGUCCUCCCCCGGCGGGCCCAGGCGCGACCCCAACUUUGGCGGCCCCGCGCGGCGGAUGGCGGCGCCCGCCUCGAACUUCUCGGUCAGCAGCAUGGACACCACCAUCACCAACAACAACAAUACCAAUAACAACGCUGUGCCCACCACGCCGCCGCGCGUGCUGCUCAACGGGCAGGUCCCGCCGAUCCGGCAGAUGCGCAACUCGAGCAUCGCCUACGGCGUGCCCGGGCCGGGGCCCAAGGAGGCGCCGUCGACGCCGCUGCGGCAGCGCGAGCCGAGCCUCGAGACGCUCAAGGUGUUUGCGGACCCGCAGACCGUGGGCCGGGACGGCGGCGGGUUCGCCGACCGGCGCCUGAGCAACUUUACCACCUUCUCCAACCUCAUGGAGCAGGCGGACCUCGGCGGGUUCAACCGCGGGGAGCCGUACGUGCCCCCCGGGGCCGCUGGCGGCGCCGGCGGCGCGAACAGCGUGCAGGGGACGCCGGCUUCGAAACGGUGGAGGAGGUAG
This is a messenger RNA of Thyridium curvatum, 1329 nucleotides long. RefSeq lists its product as uncharacterized. The record is from RefSeq and is a predicted model, not a curated record. The coding region runs from base 1 to 1329 and encodes 442 amino acids. The transcript has a single exon. Lineage: Eukaryota; Fungi; Ascomycota; Sordariomycetes; Thyridiales; Thyridiaceae.